Amphimedon queenslandica is the source of this 789-nucleotide messenger RNA. RefSeq lists its product as uncharacterized. The coding region runs from base 1 to 789 and encodes 262 amino acids. The record is from RefSeq and is a predicted model, not a curated record. The transcript has a single exon. Lineage: Eukaryota; Metazoa; Porifera; Demospongiae; Haplosclerida; Niphatidae.
AUGUCCAUGAAGAAACACACUGAUUUCUUGGCAAGACACUGCAGAGUCUGCUCUAAGGUACUUAGUAGAAAUCAGUACAAGUGUUCCAAGAAUGAGCAUCUCAUGAAGAGGUUGGAUGUGGAUACAUCGAGUGAUGAAGCUGAAAUUCAGCCAGAGAGUUUUUGUAACAGCUGCUACCUAACAGCGAAGAGCUUGCUCUCCCGUAGUGAUGCUAAAGCACAUGUUACACCAGUUCAAUGGUCACCACAAAGUAAUAUGAACUGUGAAGUCUGUGAUGUGAAAUGCAAAGGUGGGAGACCAAAGAAAUCAUCAAAAGCUGGACGACCAUCAUAUAUUAGCAAACACAUCCAAUCCAUAGCUUUGGAGAUUCCAUCUUUGACUCUUCUGCAAGUUAAAGAUGAGAAUUAUAGAAAGAAGGUUACAUGUACAUACUGUAGCUCUGCUGUUGACUCACCAGUUGAGAUUCUACCAUAUAAAUCUUUGUUUUGCUGUGGUUGUACUCUCUCUCUUGCUGCUACAAUUCCUUCAUGUAAUUGCCCGGGUUGUUCUGGUCCUCAUAAAUCUAGUGAGUCUACUUUCACAAAGCCAUUGAGCAUAAUAGAAAAAAUGAUCAAGAGCUUGAUUGUUGAGUGUGAUAGAUGUGGGGUGGAUACUAAAGUAGAGUCUCUAGCAGAUGAGUGUCGAUUGCACAUCAAAAGUAGAAGCAAGGCGGCUACAAGAGUGAUAUCUGAAAUGAUGACUCAAACCCAUACCAUUACAGUACCUACAGGAGGAAGAGUAAGUAAAUAA